Messenger RNA from Helicoverpa zea (corn earworm), 1208 nucleotides. RefSeq names its product coiled-coil-helix-coiled-coil-helix domain-containing protein 10, mitochondrial-like. The transcript is spliced from 5 exons. Lineage: Eukaryota; Metazoa; Arthropoda; Insecta; Lepidoptera; Noctuidae. Gene Ontology annotation, cellular component: nucleus; mitochondrion. Gene Ontology annotation, biological process: mitochondrion organization. The record is from RefSeq and is a predicted model, not a curated record. The coding region runs from base 702 to 1100 and encodes 132 amino acids.
UCAUUGAACAUCCUUGGCAGUCGUUACAGGUGGUCAAUAGCCAGUAAGUCUUGGGGGUUGCUCGGGUAAUUGGUUAAUGGUGGUGGUAAGGUUGAGGAGGUCGGAUAGGCAUAGGUCGCUCCUUGCUCUUCUGGUACUCUGCGAAUGCGCAGCUCGCAAAGCAAGUCACGGCAAUGGUUUUUUGGUGCGCCUCGAUUAAACCCAAUUCACUCUUUUGCCACUGUUUCUAUCCAAACUGACAAUUUAACUCACGACCUCAUUCACACUACAGCAGUCGAAAUUUAGGUACUAUAUGAACUUACUUCAUAAUCGAUAAUGUGUGUCCUAUAUGUCAAAAACUUGGUUGUUGCUAUUCAUGUUCCCCUGAAUUUGAUGGUAUAUUUAAUAGUUAUUUAUUUUAUAGAAACACAGACGAGGUGUACACGUAGUUGGUUACUCGUAGGUACACAUCAAAGUAUACUCAGUUCAGUAUCUACAAUUCGCGUAUAUUUCAACUCGCGUUACGACUAUUGACCAAAAUGUGUGUUGAACGUUGAACCUACGUGUAACCGAUUACUCGCUCUUUGGAACCGCCUCAUACAAAUUUUAUUAGACGUUGGCUAAAGAGUCGAGUCUGUAAAUGCUCUGCUCAAAAUGACUAAGCAUACAUUCUAUGCUUUGUUAUCUACAAAUUGUAAGAAAAAAACUCCAACAAAAUAGAAAUGUGUCCCAGAUGUGAUUCUAAAAAGCGCGGGCGAUCCGGAUAUUCACGGGGAUACCAGCAUGCGCCCGCUAGACCUCCACCUAUGGUUGUGACACCGAUGCCCCAACGGCGAUCCAUGUUCAGAGACGCGGCUUCAAUCGCUGGAGGCGUCACCGUAGGCACGGCUGUGGGUCACGUUGUUGGAGAAGGCAUAACAAGUUUAUUCAGUGGCUCACGACGUGAAGAAGUAGUGCAUGCCUUGCCACGGGACUAUGACAUGAGAUCGGAACCGAGCGGCCCGUGCGCGUACGAAAUAUCAGCGUUUUUGAAUUGCGCUACCAACCACGAAGAUAUCCAACAGUGUCAAGCAUUCAACGAGGCGCUAAAGGAAUGCAAACGAAGAAACCGUUUACCGUAGGCCACUCAUCAGAAUUCAGCAAACCUGACCAGUCAACAACUAACCACAUCAACAAACGCACAUUACCCUUAAAUCAACCCCUUUUUUACAAAUAAACCUCUACAGUAA